CUGAUCACAGUUCUGAUUUAAUAAUAACACGUUUUGCUCUAUGAUAUGAGAUAGCCAUUGUAAUAAAUUAUUAGAAUUUUUAGAAAAUGAAUAAUGAUAAACCGUUCAAUCCAUAUAUCACCGUUGAUGAGGAAGAAAUAGUUAUCCCUGAUAUUGCUGGACGAUUUCCUAAUUCGGAUAAUAUAAAAGAAUUUCAGGAUAAUCUUUUCAAUAAAAUGGAUCUCGUUUCAAAGGAUCAUCAACGCUAAACCAAUUAUAUUUUUGAAAUGCCUCCUUGAAUAGGAAAAAUAAACAAUUUAGAAAAAUUUGAUGCAGAAUUUUUUAAUAUGUCGAUCGAAGAAGCUCAUACGCUUGAUCCUGGAAUUAGAAUAUUGUUCGAAAGCACCUAUGCAGCAAUUAUUGACGCAGGUAUCAAUCCCGCAGAACUGCAGGGAACAAGGACGACAGUUAUCACAGCAAUGUCAGUUUGUAAUACAUAUCUCGAUGUAUUAUACGAAAAGCUUCAUGUUGCUGGAUUGCCAUUCUUGGUUGUAGUAAAAAUAUGUUGGCAAAUAGAAUUUCUAACUGACUCAACGACUGGACCAUCAUAUAACAUCGAUACUGCAUGUAGCUCGACCUAUUUCGCUAUGGUGGAAGCUUACAAUUUGAUUCGAUCUGGAAUUUGCGACGCGGCUAUUGUCGCUAGUAUCAAUUUGUGUAUUCAUUCUUUUGUAACUUAUCAGUUUUAUCGUCUGGUUUUAGUCAAUGAAAACGGAAGAAAGGGUAGAAUAUUAUAUGAACAGGUCUUCUCUUAGGACAUAUUAAAAUCAAUUGUUCUCGAAACGUAUCUUUUAACAUGUAUACCUACUUGGAUAAAGUGACUAAAUAAUAUUUAACAUGGCAAUGAAAUAAAUUAUAAAAUAUUUUAAAG
This is a messenger RNA of Camponotus floridanus (Florida carpenter ant), 910 nucleotides long. Its product is annotated as fatty acid synthase-like. The transcript is spliced from 5 exons. Gene Ontology annotation, molecular function: 3-oxoacyl-[acyl-carrier-protein] synthase activity; fatty acid synthase activity. The coding region runs from base 327 to 794 and encodes 155 amino acids. Gene Ontology annotation, biological process: fatty acid biosynthetic process. The record is from RefSeq and is a predicted model, not a curated record. NCBI's taxonomy places the organism in Eukaryota, Metazoa, Arthropoda, Insecta, Hymenoptera, Formicidae.